Messenger RNA from Aphanomyces astaci, 1546 nucleotides. RefSeq lists its product as hypothetical. Lineage: Eukaryota; Oomycota; Saprolegniomycetes; Saprolegniales; Verrucalvaceae. The coding region runs from base 32 to 1387 and encodes 451 amino acids. The transcript is spliced from 7 exons. The record is from RefSeq and is a predicted model, not a curated record.
CUUCGAAAUCUUCCCAGUAGAGCAGAGACACAUGAAAGUCCCUGCGACCCUUGCCCUCUUCGCCACUGCCACUGCCCGUGCCGCGUACCCUACGUAUGACAUCCCUGCAUUUGACGUGCAAGUGGGCUCGGAAGCAUCGUCGCUCGUGGCGGCGUUGAAGUCGACCGGUCUCGUCGCAUUGAAAAACAUCCCAGACUACUCCACCACUCGCACUGCGUACAUGCAAGCGGCCGCCGAGUGCGUGACGGCUCCCCAUGAAAACGUGAUUCACAAGCGCUUGGUGGAUGGCACCCAGCGUCGCACGUUGAGCACCCACGCCGACUUGGACUUGGUCCCCGAGUCGCUGACGAAUGCAUGCCCCGACUACGUCGCCGCCCUCAAGGCGUUCAACAGGGUAAUCGACAAGGCCGGCGUCGCGUUCGCACGGGCCCUGGAUGCCACAUCCACGUCCAUUCAGAACCACGCUGUCGAGACGGUCGUGACCAAGGGAAAGAACUUGGAGCACUUGCACGCGUAUGCGAGCUCUGCCGUGUCGUCUCCUGACUCUGAGCUUUCGUUGGAGCGACAUACGGACAACGGCCUGUUCAUCCUCAUGUCAGCGCCCAAGUUCUUCGACGCUGCGUCCAACCAACCCGUAGACAACCCCGACGCGAACGCUGGUCUGUUGGUGACGCUCAACGGCACGGACUUCCGCCCCGUGCAAAAGGAUGACGAGCUCGUGGUCAUGGUGGGCCAAGCAUUCAAUGAGUGGGGGGACUUCGGCCAUCGGCUUCCCGCCGUGCUGCAUGCGAUGGUCAUGCCUCGAUCGGCGACCCCCGUAAACCGUAUCUUCUUCGGGCGCAUGGUGCUCCUUCCCGAGGACGCUGUCAUGGCCAACACCAACACCACAUUCAGCGAAUACGCCGCCAGCACCAAGCGGUUCCUGCUCGGCCAAGACAAUGACGUGGCCACGUUUGCGUGCCCGAUCCACCGUCAAUUGCAAUCGUCCGACCCGUCUUGCACCAUUGGCAUCUGGGAGCCGUCCGCUGACAGCGCCGGUAACGUCACCAAGGCCAUGUGCAUGCGCGACUGCAAUGUGGAUGCGUCGGUGGCGCACAUGAAGAAAGAUUUCGACCGGUGCUUGGCCAACAAAUGUAUCAAGACGUCUGAAGUCGCCAAUGGCGGCACCACGUGCUGGAUGGUGUGUGUGCAAAAGUACUCGGACGACGUGUGCCCGUCCAAGUCGUCGACGUGUGUGGACGACACGUUGGUGUGCCAAGGCGGAACUGUGCCCCCCAAGGCUGGGACCUCGGCGCCUACGACCACGUCCAAGUCGGCGGCUGCCACAUCGCUGCUCUCGGCCGCUGUCGCAUGUGUCGUCGUGUUGGCAGGAAGUGUCGCAGUUUAAUUCAUCUCUUGAUUGGCCAGUCACGAUUGUAUGUGUUCACUGGAGUGAGAUUACUCGAAGCAACAUCUCGAAAACACACACAUAUAUGCCGUGUGAGGUAUACUGUAUAGAUUUGGACAGUGGCGGCGGGCAAGUAUCCAGUUACGGAUUUUGUCGAUU